UCAUUCGACCCAUUUCCAUUCCCUUUCCACCCCGUUCGAUGCUCUUCAAAUCAGUCUAUCGAGUCAAGGCAUUAUACGACUAUCUCGGUACUCGACCCGAUGACUUGUCAUUUACAGAAGAUGAAAUCGUCAAAGCACACCCUUCCAAAGAUACUGAUAGCGAUUGGUGGUAUGGUACAUCGCUGAAGACGAAUAACUGCGGCUUCUUUCCACGUACCUAUUGUGAGGUUGUCGAGAAAGCUUUUAAAGUCAAAACACUCUACGAGUUCAAAGGCGUCCGGGAUGACGACUUGUCCUUCGAAGGAGGCCAAACUGUCACAUGUCAACCUUUCCAGGAUCAGGACAGCGAGUGGUGGUUUGGUACAUCCGAUGCUACCAACGAGGCCGGUUACUUUCCUCGCACGUAUGUAGAGGUCAUUGAAAAGAAACAAGAUUCCCCUGAUCGAAGAAAAGACAGUGUGCCAGAUAUCAUUGUACACCAACCCAAACCACAACAUAAUAUACCCAUGCUCGAUAACCGAUCAUUAUCACCGCCUAUCACCAUGUCCUCAUCUCGCUCGACGCCUACCAACAAAACGGCUGGACGGUCCGCUCCUUCAUCCCCAGUGAUACACAGUGCUUCACCAAAUCUCCGAAUCGGUCGCAGGAGGGCGGCUAGUAAUGCCAGUGUCAUUGUUAGCGGGCCUAUCAGUGCACCGACAUCUGUGCGAUCCGGUAGCCCUAUUAUCGUCCGACCUGAUUCUCCAAACGUACUUAAUACAUGGGCCAAUACCAUGGAUGAAAAGGAACUGCUCAACGUUAGUCCUGAGGAACGUAAGCGACAGGAGGCUAUUUACGAGCUUAUCGUUACGGAGAGAACUUAUCUGCGAGAUCUCCAGCUUAUUGUGAAUGUAUUUUACGCCUCGUCCAGCCAGUAUAUUUCACCGGAUGCUCAGAAUAUUAUCUUUUCAAAUGUAGAGGACUUGCUGCUAUGUAAUACGGGAAUUCUUAGCGAUCUUGAGGAUCGUGAACGUGAAGGGGCCAACUUCGUUAGUGCGGUUGGCGAUAUUUUCUUGACCCACGCUGAAAAUCUCAAAUGCUAUCAAACGUAUUGUAGAAAUCAGUCGGCCGCCAGCCGCUUUUUACAGAAAAAACGGGAUGAAGACAAGGUGUUUGCCGCUUUCUUAAAGUCAUGUCAGAGUCGUCCAGAGUGUCGCUCUUUAGAUCUUUCCAGUUUUCUACUGGAGCCCAUGCAACGUAUCACCCGAUAUCCACUUCUCUUACGGCAGAUAUUGCACUCUACGCCAAAGUACCAUCAUGACUACAGCAUGGUUGCCGAUGCCAUUGAGAAAGCUGAAGAAGUUCUUAAGGAUGUCAACGAAGCAGCCCGCAAGCAUGAAAACAAGCAAAAACUUUCAGAAUUAAGCCGAUUGGUGGACCUAGAAGGCUUAGAGUCCAUCGAAAGGGCUGGCCGUGAAUUCAUGAUGGAAGGGCCGUUGUACAAGGCCAAAAGUGGACGAAAGCUUCACGCCUGUCUCUUUAACGAUAUGCUCAUUCUGGCGCAACCCAUAAGAGGAUUGAGCCCACAAGGUUAUCUGUACACGUUGUACAAAGAACCAAUGCCGACUGACCGCAUUCAUGUACGAGGCUCAGCCAAACUGGGUGCAGAUGAUACUGGGUUCCAGAUUGUGUAUGGGGAUUUAGUCAUCUCGGUGAAAGCAGCGACUGUCAGUAUGAAAAAACAGUGGAUGACCCGCAUUUCUCAGGCCAGCUCCGUUCUAUCUAGACGUUAGAACACCCGUAUUCUUCCUACUAUUGUAAACAAUAAACCGCCCCAAAUGUUUCCCCACAUUCAAGCGUCCCGGGCAAGUGGAUAACCUGUAUAUCCGGGCAUCAUAUGAACUGUGUGG
Umbelopsis ramanniana AG is the source of this 1889-nucleotide messenger RNA. RefSeq lists its product as uncharacterized. The transcript has 9 exons. Gene Ontology annotation, biological process: positive regulation of Rho protein signal transduction; intracellular signal transduction. NCBI's taxonomy places the organism in Eukaryota, Fungi, Mucoromycota, Umbelopsidomycetes, Umbelopsidales, Umbelopsidaceae. The coding region runs from base 39 to 1772 and encodes 577 amino acids. Gene Ontology annotation, molecular function: guanyl-nucleotide exchange factor activity; protein binding. The record is from RefSeq and is a predicted model, not a curated record.